Salvia splendens (bonfire salvia) is the source of this 971-nucleotide messenger RNA. RefSeq names its product probable ribosome biogenesis protein RLP24. Bases 154 to 654 code for a protein of 166 amino acids. The transcript is spliced from 5 exons. Gene Ontology annotation, biological process: ribosomal large subunit biogenesis. Gene Ontology annotation, cellular component: nucleolus. NCBI's taxonomy places the organism in Eukaryota, Viridiplantae, Streptophyta, Magnoliopsida, Lamiales, Lamiaceae. Gene Ontology annotation, molecular function: structural constituent of ribosome. The record is from RefSeq and is a predicted model, not a curated record.
UUAUUUUGUAAGCCCAAUUUUGAAGGCCGAUAAACAAACAUUAUUCAAUUUUAAACCCUAGCAACAUACCCCCCUUCUUCUUUUCUUCUUUUCUUCUUCGUCUUCCUCGUUUCUCCUUCUUCACGAACACAGAAUUUUUAAAACAAGGCAAAUAUGAGAUUGGAGAAGUGCUGGUUCUGUUCUUCUACCGUGUAUCCUGGCCAUGGGAUUCAGUUUGUUCGUAAUGAUGCAAAGAUAUUUAGAUUUUGUCGAUCGAAAUGCCACAAGAACUUCAAGAUGAAGAGAAAUCCCCGCAAAGUAAAAUGGACUAAGGCUUACAGGCGGUUGCAUGGCAAGGACAUGACACAGGAUUCUACUUUUGAGUUUGAGAGGAAGCGGAACAGACCUGAAAGAUACGAUAGGAAUGUGACAGAGAACACUCUCGCAGCCAUCAAGAAAAUUGACAAAGUCAGGGUUGACAGAGAGGCCAGGCACCACGCCAAGAGGAUGAAGCCAAAGAAGGCCCAAUUGCAGAGGGAGGCAGCGAGGGAACUGGAACAGAACAUUUCAAUGGUCAAAGCUCCAGGAGCUCUACAGCAAGACCCCUCACUCACCUUACCUAUCAAGGUCAAGGUAUCGAAACCAGAGAAAGUUGAUAACCGUAUGGAGGAAUGAUGGCACCGCCUUUACAUUUGUUCACAGCUUACUCAAAGAGGUAUUUAAGGCUAAUAUAAGUAGGAAAGAAGGAUUGAUUCUACACAACAACUGGAACUGUUGGAACUUCUGAAUAGGGAUUCAUCUUGUUCUUUGGCUGAUAAUGUCUUGUUGUGUUCUAUAUCAUCUUGAACUCACUGCCAGUUUUGCUAUAUGUUGUCCAGUAUAUCAAUGUUUUGUGUUUGUAUAUUUUCUGAAUUUGAUGACUCAGCAUACUGCUGCCUGUUAAUGGGUUUACUUCUUAGGCUUAAUCAUAGUUUCUAUUUUAGUUUUUUCAA